CAGAACCUGGUCCAGCUAGGAUUUCGAAGACUAUAUCAUGUUUUGGUAUGGUAUCAGACUCAGGAGGAUACGAGGACUCUCACACCGUGUGGUAAUGGUCAUAUUCAUCUGUGCUUCUGUGAUCUGGCUCUGGUCAACUUCAACACCAGUCUCGAAACCCAAGAGCGCCGCCUGGACUGUCGCAGCAGAGAUACUGGAUACACUGGAUACCGUUGUGGAUGGCUACGUGCGUUCUGUUAUGAAUCCGUCCGUGCAAGUGGAAGAGAGCUUCUCGACCCGCCUCCUCGAGCAACGCGACGCAGCUACUCAAGAACUCCUACAAUGUUUCUCUGACCUCUCUCAAUGUGGUUCAUGCUCCUUGUCAGCAUCACCUGUCCUGCCAUCGAUAAUGCCCCUUUCAGAUGACACUCAGAUCCACAACGUGUCUGGUUCUCCCAUCAAGCCCAUUUCGUGUCUGUGCUCUUCCCUCGCAGGAAAAAGACUGACAAUAGUAGGCGGCGAUCAUGUAUACCGCUUCCACAACCUCCUCCUCGAUCACCAGAAGAAGUCCGAAGGCAAACGAUUUCCAUGCCUCGGGAAGGAGUUCUGUACCCACCACCAUCUAUGCUUACGGGCCACCCGCAACAAUCCCGUCCUUAAGGAGGAGCCUAUGCGCUAUAUCAGUUCGCCAUCCGUCGAAGAGCUCGUGCAAACUGGUUCAUCGCUGGUCAAUUACGUCUUGUCGGAUACCCUUCUUACCUUGCCCGACCCAGAAGCGCCAGAGUAUACUGUCCCACACAUCCAUGCCUUCAGUGGCGUAAGGUCUCGUGAAACAUAUUGGCUAACUUCAGCGAAGAAAGCAGACGUCCUUAUACUGGGAAGGGGCCGUUUAGUGCACCGCCCUCGACGUACACAGGGAACUGGUCAUUACUUCUGGAUUUUCCGUCUCACAUGGGGAGUUAUCAUGCGAAGAUACCUUCAUUUGCUGCAUCAAUACCGAGCCCCCUUCAGAUUGUGGAUGCUGCAGUACAUGCCACUCUUUCGGUGUUUCUCCCUGAGAUCAAGCAGACGCUAG
This is a messenger RNA of Suillus subalutaceus, 1054 nucleotides long. RefSeq lists its product as uncharacterized. The coding region runs from base 38 to 1054 and encodes 338 amino acids. The transcript is spliced from 2 exons. The record is from RefSeq and is a predicted model, not a curated record. NCBI's taxonomy places the organism in Eukaryota, Fungi, Basidiomycota, Agaricomycetes, Boletales, Suillaceae.